This is a messenger RNA of Corticium candelabrum, 639 nucleotides long. RefSeq lists its product as uncharacterized. Bases 1 to 639 code for a protein of 212 amino acids. The record is from RefSeq and is a predicted model, not a curated record. The transcript is spliced from 2 exons. Lineage: Eukaryota; Metazoa; Porifera; Homoscleromorpha; Homosclerophorida; Plakinidae.
AUGGUUUAUGUUGUUUUAAGGAAAGGAAGUUCACUGGUGGGUUUGUCUCACGUGCUCUACCGCUCUUUCCUCGUCAUAAUAUUCUGUAAGAAAUUCGUGCCAUCGACAGGUUUGGCUGCAGCUACUGCAGACUUCGGGAGCGUUUGUGUACGCUGCCUGCGCGUGCUCGUGACGGGCGCGGCGGGUUUCAUCGGUUUUCACAUCAGUCGCACGCUAGCAGCACGUCAACAAGUGACGGUUGUCGGAAUCGAUAACUUCAACGACUACUACGACGUCGGGUUGAAACGAGAGCGUGCGUACGAGUUGAGCAAAGACGGCGUGCGGAUGUUUCACGCUGAUGUGUGCGAUGAUGCCUUUCUGAGUGAAUUGAUACGGGACUUCAACAUUAGUUGUGUCAUUCAUCUUGCCGCUCAGCCUGGCGUGCGCUACUCAGUUAAGGAGCCGCAUUUGUAUUCAGCCAAUAAUAUCGAUUGCUUUGUUAAUUUCCUGGAGAUUGUGUCUCAAUUUCGAGGUGUCUGUUUAAUUUAUGCUUCCACAUCCAGUGUUUAUGGACCUUUCUCAAAAGUGCCGUUUUUUGUUGCUGGGCUUCUUAAACAAACGACCUGGGAAUGUUUAUUCGAUGACGAAGCAGGCAAAUGA